Molecule: messenger RNA, 1797 nt
Organism: Aspergillus oryzae RIB40
Lineage: Eukaryota; Fungi; Ascomycota; Eurotiomycetes; Eurotiales; Aspergillaceae
Exons: 2
Coding region: 1-1797 (598 amino acids)
Molecular function (GO): oxidoreductase activity
Source: RefSeq, a predicted model, not a curated record
AUGCAGCGGAAGCUGGGAUAUACGAACGCCGUGAAAGAUGCCUGGCCGACGAUCCGCAACAUCAUGCCCGAGCAGCACCGUGUCUUCCAUACUUCCAAGCUGCCCUUCAUCCCCAUAACAACCGUGGACGAAGACGGGCGGCCGUGGGCAGCGAUUGUCGCGGGGCCAACGGGGGAGCCUGGCUUUGUACAUAGCCCAGACUCGCAAAAUCUCUCCAUUCAUGCUCAUCUGUGGGAUGGAGACCCACUACUUGACACAGUCAAUGCAGGGGUUGAUCCCAGCUCUGCCCUGUCCACAAUUGCCCAGAGAUCCUUGGCUGCCGGUCUGGGAAUCGAGUUCUCCACCCGACGGCGCAACAAGUUCGCUGGGACUAUUCAAAGAGUGGAGUGCCAGUCCAGCCUGGACUACAAGCUACACUUGAGAGUCACCCAAACAACAGGGCAUUGGGAACCGCAGGGCCGACUUCCAGAAGAAGUAGUGGCGUUUAUCCGCCAGGCUGAUACGGUCUUUGUUGGGUCCAUCUACAAAUCAUCGCCGUCGGAUCUGCACAAGUUCCCUCCGCACGUGGGUAUGAAUGCUCGCAGCGGCUUACCGGGUUUUAUCCGAGUGAGUCCGUCCGAUGGCCGCACGGUCGUGGUGCCAGACUAUUCAGGAAAUCGAUUUAUGUCUACUUUGGGCAACAUCGAGACUAGUGGGGUGGUGGGAUUGACGAUCGUGUCCUUUACGACGGGCGACAUUCUCUAUUUGACGGGUACCGCUAAAAACCUUGUAGGUCCACUUGCACUUGAAAUCAUGACAAGACAUGCCGCCAUCACAACUGUGAAUGUUACCGGGUUCGUUUUCGUCCGAGAUGCUCUCCCAGUUCGACAGCAAGAUGGUACCCCCGUUGAACGCAGUCCAUACAGUCCGAAGAUCAAAUACCUUGUGGAAGAGACGGGUGCUAAGGGCCUGGACAGUAAAGAGCACAAAGCAAAGCUUCGAGAGGUAGUCCAGGUUUCUUCUGACCUUGCAGUAUUCAAGUUUCAAGUCAUUUCCAAACCUGGCGCUGGGGAUCUGAGAAUCCGCCCCGGUCAAGCCAUUGUGCUUGAUUUUAUGAACUGGAUAGGACCGCCUCAGUAUCAACACAUGAAAGACACUGCCCCGAGCUCAAUCAAUGAUGAUCGCGUCCGGACAUGGACGGUUUCUAGUGCUCAUGAAGAGCGGAACGCAACAGGGUUCGAAUUAAUCAUGCGAGAAAUGAAAGGAGGCGCGGUGACCGGUGCUCUUUUUGAUCGUUUGAGAAAAUACCGGUCCACCCGGCUAGGUCAGCGUAUCGUUUUUGACCCUCCCGUUGUCGCCGACAUCGUUGGCGUCACGGGUGAUUUUUUCAUGGAUAACGACAAGCUCGACGCGCUGUGGGUCGCGGGUGGUAUUGGAAUCACUCCAUUCCUUGCUAUGCUGAGGGCACUGGCAGAGCGUGGAUCCGCGGCUGAAGGCGACGUUAUGCUGGUCCUUGCAACAAGAGAACCAAGCGUCAUGCUCUACAUGAUGCGGCCCUCUCUCGAGAGGAUAGCAUCGACCGUUCGGAUCAACAUCACCAUAUUUACCCACGAUUCAGAGUUCGAUUACGGUAAUCUCAAGUCAAAUCAGAACAUUUGCGUUCAUAGAGACCGUGUCGUCCCAGACUUUUGGAGGGAUAUUCCUCGCGGCAAAGACGUAUUUAUCUGCGGGCCUAGUGCUUUCGGGGACUCGGUGGCUGAUGGGCUGCGAGCUGUCGGUUUCUCGCCAAGUCAAAUUCAUCGAGAAGGUUUUUAUUGA